Populus euphratica (Euphrates poplar) is the source of this 3672-nucleotide messenger RNA. Its product is annotated as ABC transporter B family member 21-like. Gene Ontology annotation, biological process: oligopeptide export from mitochondrion. NCBI's taxonomy places the organism in Eukaryota, Viridiplantae, Streptophyta, Magnoliopsida, Malpighiales, Salicaceae. Gene Ontology annotation, molecular function: ATP binding; ABC-type oligopeptide transporter activity; ATP hydrolysis activity. The record is from RefSeq and is a predicted model, not a curated record. Gene Ontology annotation, cellular component: mitochondrial inner membrane.
UGCAUAUUCUGAGAGCAAAUGGAGGAUUAGAUUAAUAUCUUGAGGUUCGAGCGAUGGCUGGCGAGAACGGCAGAAGUGGUGAUAAGAGUGUGGAUGAGGCGAGCACAUCAAAAAGCCUGGAGGUGGAGGAGAAGAGUUCUGGUGGAAGGGGGGACCAACAAGAGCCAGUGAAGAGUAAAGGAGAUGAGGAAACUAAAACCGUUCCCUUUCCCAAGCUCUUUUCAUUUGCGGAUUCUACAGAUAUUUUGUUGAUGAUCCUUGGGACGAUUGGUGCUGUUGGAAAUGGAGCAUCCUUUCCGAUUAUGUCAAUACUGUUUGGUGAUCUGGUUAAUUCUUUUGGAAAAAACCAGAAUAACAAAGAUGUUGUGGAUUCAGUUACUAAGGUGGCUCUCAAUUUUGUCUACUUGGGAAUUGGUUCUGCUGUAGCAGCAUUUCUUCAGGUGGCUUGCUGGAUGGUCACGGGAGAGAGACAAGCUGCUCGGAUAAGGGGUACAUAUUUGAAAACCAUACUGAAGCAAGACGUUGCCUUUUUUGACAAGGAAACAAACACUGGAGAGGUUGUUGGUAGAAUGUCUGGUGACACUGUUCUGAUACAAGAUGCUAUGGGUGAAAAGGUUGGGAAAUUUAUACAGUUGGUAUCAACAUUCAUUGGAGGCUUCAUCGUUGCAUUUGUUAAAGGGUGGCUACUUACUCUUGUCAUGUUAUCCUCCAUUCCCCUGCUUGUGAUAGCUGGUGCAGGACUGUCCAUCAUGAUAUCUAGGAUGGCAUCUCGUGGCCAAACUGCUUACGCUAAAGCAGCGACUGUAGUAGAACAGGCUAUUGGUUCAAUUAGAACAGUUGCAUCAUUUACCGGGGAGAAGCAAGCCAUAAGUAAUUACAAGAAGUUUCUUGUCACUGCUUAUAACUCUGGUGUUCAAGAAGGCUUUACUGCUGGAUUAGGUCUUGGCAUCGUUAUGCUAUUUAUUUUCUGCAGCUAUGCUUUGGCAAUAUGGUUUGGUGGAAAGAUGAUUUUGGAAAAAGGAUACACUGGGGGUGAUGUGCUUAAUGUGAUUGUUGCUGUUUUAACCGGCUCUAUGUCCCUAGGGCAAGCAUCUCCCUGCAUGAGUGCGUUUGCAGCUGGUCAAGCUGCAGCUUACAAGAUGUUUGAGACUAUAAAUAGAAAGCCAGAGAUAGAUUCUUCGGAUACAAGGGGAAAGAUAUUGGAUGACAUCAGUGGAGAUGUAGAGUUGAGGGAUGUGUAUUUCACUUAUCCAGCCAGACCAGAUGAGCAGAUAUUUUCUGGAUUCUCUCUUUUCAUCCCUAGCGGAACAACUACCGCAUUGGUUGGACAAAGUGGAAGCGGAAAGUCAACGGUGAUCAGUCUGAUAGAGAGAUUUUAUGAUCCACAAGCUGGUGAAGUUCUCAUAGAUGGCACUAACCUCAAAGAGUUUCAGCUCAAGUGGAUUCGGGAGAAAAUUGGUCUUGUCAGCCAAGAACCUGUGUUGUUUGCAUCCAGCAUCAAGGAUAACAUUGCUUAUGGAAAAGAUGGUGCAACAACUGACGAGAUAAGAGCUGCAGCUGAAGUUGCCAAUGCUGCUAAAUUCAUCGAUAAACUACCUCAGGGAAUAGACACCAUGGUUGGUGAACAUGGAACUCAGCUGUCUGGGGGACAGAAGCAGAGAAUUGCCAUAGCAAGAGCCAUUCUGAAAGAUCCACGUGUUUUACUUUUGGAUGAAGCUACAAGCGCACUUGAUGCAGAAUCGGAAAGGAUAGUACAGGAGGCAUUAGACCGGAUUAUGGUCACUCGAACAACUGUAAUAGUUGCCCACCGUUUGAGCACUGUGAUAAAUGCUGAUAUCAUUGCAGUUAUUUACCGUGGGAAGAUAGUUGAGAAAGGUUCACAUUCGGAACUCCUCAAGGAUCCUGUAGGAGCUUAUUCUCAGCUUAUACGCUUACAAGAAGUUAACAAAGAGUCCAAACAAGAAACAGAAGACCCCAAGAAGUGAUGUACAUACUUAUUUUCGGUGGCCGGUUGCAAAUUAAUCCAAAGGAUCCGAUCUAUGUGUUUUGAGAAGGUGGUUCACAUGGAGGUCGGUUGGUUCGACGACCCUGAGCACUCAAGCGGAGCCAUUGGUGCUAGGCUGUCAGCGGAUGCAGCAACAGUGCGUGCUCUGGUCGGAGAUUCUCUUUCCCAGUUGGUUCAGAACAUCGCAUCAGCUGCUGCGGGUUUGGUCAUUGCCUUUACUGCAUGUUGGCAAUUGGCAUUCGUAAUACUUGUACUCCUUCCUUUAAUAGGACUCAAUGGAUUUGUACAAAUAAAGUUCAUGAAAGGAUUCAGUGCGGAUGCAAAGAAAAUGUACGAGGAAGCAAGUCAAGUUGCAAAUGACGCUGUUGGCAGCAUAAGAACUGUUGCCUCUUUCUGUGCUGAAGAGAAGGUGAUGCAAUUAUACAGAAGGAAAUGUGAAGGCCCUAUGAGGACUGGAAUAAGGCAAGGGAUGAUCAGUGGAACAGGAUUUGGAGUUUCUUUCUUUUUACUGUUUUCUGUCUACGCAACCACUUUCUAUGUAGGAGCUCAACUUGUCCGGCACGGGAAAACAACUUUCACGGAAGUUUUUCGAGUUUUCUUUGCUUUAACCAUGGCAGCAAUUGGAAUUUCUCAAUCAAGCUCCUUUGCUCCUGAUUCCUCAAAAGCCAAGGGAGCAGCUGCUUCCAUAUUUGCUAUUAUAGACCGAAAGUCGAAGAUUGAUCCAAGUGAUGAGUCGGGAAGGACAUUAGACAACGUGAAAGGAGAAAUUGAACUUCGUCAUAUAAGCUUCAAGUAUCCAAGCAGGCCGGACAUUGAAAUUUUCCGAGACCUGAGCUUGGCUAUUCAUUCUGGCAAGACUGUUGCCCUGGUUGGAGAAAGUGGAAGUGGGAAAUCAACGGUGAUCUCAUUAUUGCAAAGAUUUUAUGAUCCCGAUUCAGGGCAUAUAACUCUUGAUGGAAUUGACAUUCAGAGUCUCCAACUUAAGUGGUUGAGGCAGCAGAUGGGGCUUGUGAGCCAAGAACCUGUUCUCUUUAAUGAAACAAUCCGUGCCAACAUUGCGUAUGGAAAGGAAGGGAAUGCAACGGAAGUAGAAAUACUAGCUGCAUCGGAGCUGGCCAAUGCACACAAGUUCAUUAGUGGUUUACAACAGGGGUACGAUACUGUUGUUGGGGAGCGAGGAACCCAGUUGUCGGGGGGGCAGAAACAAAGGGUGGCUAUUGCUCGCGCUAUGGUCAAAAGUCCCAAAAUACUUCUAUUGGAUGAGGCUACCAGUGCGCUAGAUGCUGAAUCUGAAAGAGUGGUUCAAGAUGCACUGGACAGAGUAAUGGUGAGUAGGACUACAGUGGUUGUCGCCCAUCGGUUAUCUACAAUCAAGAACGCAGAUGUUAUUGCCGUGGUGAAAAAUGGAGUUAUUGUAGAGAAAGGAAAGCAUGAGACUUUGAUCCAUAUCAAAGAUGGCUUUUAUGCCUCCUUAGUAGCUCUUCACUUGAGUGCCUCAACUUCUUGAUUCACCCCUGCAAUUUUUCUAGCACCCAUUUUUUAGGAAGGGCUGUCAUCUUCUUGUUUCAAACACUGGCGAAAUUUUGUAAACAUCAAGUUUUCUUGUUUCUUUUACGGAAUAACACAGCAAUUUCUGGUAUACUACCGUGAACAACAGAAAAGGUUCC